UUAACCUGUUACUUUGUCUUGAUUCAUGAAGUUUCCCUUGAUGACUCUAAGUGGCAAGAUCCGAAAAAUGGUUGCUGAUGCCAAGGUUUCAACCGUUUCGAGCUUGGAACUCCUCAAUUUCCCAGGGGGACACCAAACAUUUGAACUAGCCAUGAAGUUUUGCUAUGGCAUGAAUUUUGAGAUCACUACAUUCAAUGUUACGAGGCUACGCUGCGCUGCUGAGUACCUUGAAAUGACAGAGGAAUACAAAGACCAAAACCUCAUCUCAAGAACAGAAUCUUAUCUGAAAGACAUUGUUUUUCAAGAUCUUCAGAAAUCAGUGGAAGUUUUAUCCACCUGUGAGAUGUUACCACCACUAGUGGAGCAGAUUGAAAUUCCAAGAAGGUGUGUGGAAUCCAUAGCAAUGAAUGCAUGCAAGGAGCAGCUAGCUUCUGGUUUAUCUCGGCUAGAGUGCGACGGCGAGUCCAGAGAGCUAAAGGAGGAUUGUGUCAUUGCAUGGUGGGUCGAGGAUCUAUCGGUCUUGGGCAUCGAUUUCUUCCAACGAGUUAUAUGCGCCAUGGGGAGAAUGGGAGUUAGAUCAGAGAGCAUCAUGGCUUCACUUAUGCAUUAUGCUCAAUCAUCACUCAAGGGUAUUGGUAAAAGCCAGUUCUUGAAUCCUUCCAGGGCGAAUUCGAGUCCAACAACAAUGGAAUUGGACCAGAGGACUAUUGUGGAAACUCUUGUGAGUCUCAUGCCAGCAGAUAAAAACUCUUCAAUUCCACUGACAUUUAUGUUUGGAAUGUUGAAGAUGGCUAUCAUUUUGGGUGCAGCAAUUCCAUGUAGGCUUGAACUUGAAAGGAGGAUCUCAUUGAGGUUGGAAACGGUUUCGCUCGAUGACCUUCUCAUACCGUCUCUGCAGAGUGGAGACUCCUUGUUUGAUGUUGAUACAGUUCACAGGUUGCUGGAGAAUUUCUUGCAGCGGAUUGAGGAGGAAGAAGCUGAUGAUUAUGGAUAUGAUUCCGAUGGUUUCGGCUCAACUAGUAGCCAUGGUUCUCUGCUAAAAGUAGGGCAGCUUAUUGAUGCUUAUCUUGCAGAAAUUGCAACCGAUCCUUACUUAAGCAUGCAGAAAUUUGUUGGUUUGAUUGAGAUACUACCUGAGUAUGCUCGUGUAAUUGAUGAUGGACUUUAUAGAGCUGUGGAUAUUUAUCUCAAGGCUCAUCCAGCUCUAACAGAACAAGAAUGCAAGAAGAUUUGCAAGUUUAUAGAUUGUCAGAAACUGUCUCAAGAAGCAUGCAACCAUGCUGCACAGAAUGAUAGACUUCCACUGCAGAUGGUGGUGCAAGUCCUGUACUGCGAGCAACUACGGUUGAAGAAUGCAGUGUCAGGGAGUUCAGGAGAUGGUCUAUUGUCACAGAGAAUAAGCAGUGGCAUUCCAAGUGCUGCUAUGUCCCCAAGAGAUAACUACGCUUCUCUGCGAAGAGAGAACCGGGAGCUGAAGCUUGAGAUUUCAAGGAUGAGGGUGAGGCUAAGUGAGUUAGAGAAAGAGCAGAUGUUCAUGAAACAAGGCAUGAUUGAUAAAGCAGGAAAUGGAAGAACAUUCUUGACCUCCCUCUCCAAAGGGAUAGGGAGAAUUGGGAUUUUCAGCAGUCAAGGUGGCAGAAAGUGCCAAAAAUCAAGUAGGAAGUCUAGGGCUUCAGAGGGAAAAAGAAGUAGGAAAUAUUCUGUCUCAUAGAUAUUCUUCUUCUGCAUAGUUGAGCCUUUUACAGCGUCAUGUGCUCUAACCUUUCAGUUCAGGUGAUCACAAAGUGUAAAUAAGUUGGUCCCAAAUUUUUCUCUGCCUUUGAUAAUUAGUCUUGGCAGUUGAACUUGAAUGUCCUAAC
Molecule: messenger RNA, 1859 nt
Organism: Arachis stenosperma
Lineage: Eukaryota; Viridiplantae; Streptophyta; Magnoliopsida; Fabales; Fabaceae
Product: BTB/POZ domain-containing protein At3g08570-like
Source: RefSeq, a predicted model, not a curated record